CAAACUAUUAUAGGUAUAUGUAUAACAACAUAGUAGUAGUCUUAUAAUGAUGACGUAGCGAAAUACAAUUUGAGAUAUUAUUUGCAUGCAACUCACGAUGAGUGAUCGUGAUUGUUUUAUCUAAUUAAUUUUGUAUAUUUAAAAUGCGUCUUAACAUCCUUAUAUUAUAUAGCAACAACAUAGUAGUCUUAUAAUGAUGACGGUGCAGAUUACAUUUUGUAAAGCCCGCUACGCACGCUUGCCAAACAAUUGCGAACAGCAUAAACCAAUGACAUGUGCCGGUCUAAAAAAAAUUAUAAUGAUCUCUUACUCAAAAAAGGUAUACGAGAUGUUUCUGAUCGGCUACCAGUUCCGCGUGCUGUCGCCGAUCUUCACGAUCCACUGGGGGCUGCAGGCGCGCCGCUCGCGCCCGCUGUGGCGGGAGAAGCAGAACGAGAAGAACAGGAAGCAUUUCGAGACGUUCAAGCGGGAGUUGUUCGCGCGGUACAGGACGGACCCCCUGCACCUGCUGCGCCGCCCGCCGCAGAGGAAGGCCUAGGCCUCGCCGGGCCGCGCGCUCUCCGCCGGCCUCCACUUCCCUCUGCUGCUGCUACUGCCGCUGCUGGCACUCCACACGUGUCUGUCCUCUAUUUGGUGAUUCUUAAUACUUUUGACAAUGUGAAACUUGAAUCCCAGUGAUAGUUAAAAGGAAACUUACUGACAAGUACAACAUUUUUUGGAAACGAGAUAUAAAAUAGUACAUAAUAUAAAUAGUCUCACUAUCUUAAAGACUGUUUUCGUAAAAUGAUAAUGUAAAUAUUUGUAUAACUGAUAAGAAUACUUCGUAUUAACUUUA
Messenger RNA from Papilio machaon (common yellow swallowtail), 835 nucleotides. Its product is annotated as beta-1,4-glucuronyltransferase 1-like. NCBI's taxonomy places the organism in Eukaryota, Metazoa, Arthropoda, Insecta, Lepidoptera, Papilionidae. The record is from RefSeq and is a predicted model, not a curated record. The coding region runs from base 194 to 538 and encodes 114 amino acids. The transcript has 2 exons. Gene Ontology annotation, molecular function: glucuronosyltransferase activity.